GAGGAGGAGGAGGAGGAGGAGGAUGGGACACUGCUGAUGCUGAUGCGAGAGCUUUCUCUGUCUGUGAUCAACAUCGGUGGAAAGAACCUCGCAUCACGGAUCUACCUGAUCUCAUUUGAACACCUUAGUUUUAUUUUUCUGGAGAAGGAGAGGCGCCGAUCCGGAGAACGACGCCGGAUCUGAGGAGGAAAUAACGGUUUCGACUCGUCACUCUUCUCUUCUCCUGGCCUGUGUCGGCUGACACAGGUGGACAGAGCGGGGAGGGGGAGGUUUAAAAAAGGAAACGAAAGGAAAUGAAGACAUAGCGUUGGAUUAUAAGCUCCAAAAAGGAUAAACUGACCAUUUUCGCUAAUUAGGGCUAAAAUGUUAACCUGUUAGCAGGCUGGUUGGCUAAUUUGUGUAGCUAGUCGGCUAGCAGCCGCCUCGACCAAUGGCCGCGGAGAAGGUAGAUGCUCGAAGGAGGAGUUAGAGCCAGUUGUCCGGCAUAAACACGGCGGCUCCGGGGCUUAACAACCCCAACAGCUGGAGCUCGUUUCGGCUUCGUAUAGCGCUAAUUACCGCUUGAGGUUCAGCCGUUGGUGCUGGUUUCGGCUCGGAGGCGUCAUGUCGGCAGUUUAGCGGCUCGCAGGCCGUGAGGGAAGGAAGCCUGCUGAUGUUGGAUGUUUUCUGGCUCAGCAACCAUGACAGAAAACCAGGCUGUGAGUGAAAACAUGACUUAUGUGCUAAGGUAACGUUUUAAAAGUGUGGAUUUGUUUAUUGUUUUAAUUAAACGGAACUGAUAUUUUGACUCUUGUUCACUGGAAAUUCAAAGUUUCAACCAUUAAAAACAUGGCAGUGAAUUUGAAAAGCUGCUUCCUAACGUUAGACGUUGUGUAGAUGGAGCCUACAGUUGUUUCUGGCCCUUUGGGGCAUGCUCAGUGGGAGCCAGAGCAGCCAUUUCCGCUGGGAUUUCAACCAGUGGAUCCAGACUGUGGAGGUGUUCUGAGUCCCAGCAGUACUGGUCAGAAUGGUUUGGACUUCAGGAAAGGUGACUAUGACGAUGCAACGCCUCAGAAAAGUGUGGAAAAGCCGGUAGCCCUGGAGGACCUCAUCACAGUCUCAGCUUUUUCCUGUGGGGAUCUGCAGCUGGAAGGAAAACAAGCCAGCGCUUAUCUGCAAGGGUUGACUUUAACUGAAAGUUUUGAGGAAAUCAGCGACAGCACUUUGUCGUGGCUCUUCUCUCCAACUCUGACUGAUGUUAUGGGGAAGGAGUUGACUUUGAAAGCAGAUUCCCAUGAGGAAUCCAACACCGUUGCUGAUCAGGGUGACCUAAUAAGCCUCGGCUCUCCUUUUAACAUCUCCAGGAGGAAUUCUGGAGAGCCGUUUCUGCUGGUUGACCUCUCUGGGGUCACCCAGGACUCGCCCAGCGAGUUAAAUGCUCAGAUUGCAGAGGAGCAGGCAGCGCUCCCUCCCUCUCAGACUUUGUCACCUGAAACCGGAGACAAAGGUUUAUUCCCUGAUCAAGUGACUGAUCUGCCUUUAACCAGCAGCUCUGCUGAGAGCUGCCAUUCGCCACCUUUGUUGGAUUUUGACAGCCCUGCUUCUGUUGUACCAAAAAAUGAGGCUCAGUCUGCUGUAAUCGGCCAUGUUCCUUCAGAGGAAAGGAGUGAAAACAAUGAAGACUCUGUGGAUUUGAUGGAAGACCGAAGUAGUUUCACUGCUAAAACACGAUCAAACCAGGAGGAAAUGGCUCUGGAUCUGUGUUUGACUGCUGAGGACGUUCAUGAUGGUGGUGGUGGUGGUUCAGAGGAGAGGCAGCAUCAGGUGGCGUCUUUUGAUUUAAACCUUCCUCCUCCUCCGGCGGCAGCGGGAAACGCCCAACAAGACGACGUGUCUUCUCUGAAAGCGGUGUUUGACGCCUUGGACCAAGACGGCGAUGGGUUCGUCCGCGUCGAGGAGUUUUUGGAGUUUGCGGCGGCCUAUGGGGCAGAUCAGGUGAAGGACCUGACCAAGUUUUUGGACCCCAGCGGUCUCGGCGUCAUCAGUUUUGAAGAUUUCCACAGAGGAAUCUCUGCGAUCAGUAAUGGAGCAGGUCCAGAACCGCAGCUCUACAGCUACAACCCGGGGGACGGCGCCGGAGGCUGCCCAGAGGAUUACGACGAGCAGAAUGAGGUGACGGACAGCGCCUACCUGGGCUCAGAGAGCACCUACAGCGAGUGUGAGACGUUCACAGACGAGGACACGGCGGCGCUGGUUCCCCCAGAGAUGCACGAGGACGUGGAGACGGACAGCGGCAUCGAAGCCACGCUGCACGACCCCGACGAUGGGGGAAGCAGGUUCUCCCUGAACUCGGAGCUCCACAGCCACUCCCUGGUGACGGUCAUCAGCGGAGAGGAGGAGCACUUCGAAGACUUUGGGGAGAGCAACACGUCGGACCUGCUGCUGGAGAGCAGCGUGGACGGCUCCAUGGGGAAGGGCGACGCCACGCUCGACACGCCGCCCGAGCAGAUCAACGGCUCCUCAGUCAUUUCCCCCAGCGCCGGGAAGCGGCUUUCCAGCAAGAAGGUGGCGAGGCAUCUGUUGCAGAACAGCUCCAUGACUCUGGACACCAUGAGCGACCUGACGCGGGACAUCCUGGAGCUCGCCGACAACGACAUCACAGACAAGGUGCUGCUCCUGGAGCGGCGCGUGGCCGAGCUGGAGAAGGAGUCGGAGGCGUCGGGCGAGCAGCACGGCCGGCUGCGGCAGGAGAACCUGCAGCUGGUGCACCGGGCCAACGCGCUGGAGGAGCAGCUGAAGGAGCAGGAGCUGCAGGCCGAGGAGCAGCUGCAGCAGGAGAACCGCCGCCACAAGGAGGCGCUGUGCAAGCUGGAGAGGGAGAAGGGGCUGGAGCUGGAGAACGCCCAGGCCCGGCUGCAGCAGCUGGACGAUGAGAACAGCGAGCUGCGGUCCUGCGUUCCCUGUCUCAGAGCCAACAUCGAGCGACUAGAGGAGGAGAAGCAGAAGCUCCAAGACGAGGUGGAAACUCAGACCGACAGGCUGAACGAGGAGACGGAGUCCCGCAGGAAGAUGGCCGACAAGCUGAGUCACGAGCGCCAUCAGAACCAGAAGGAGAAGGAGAGCACCCAGGAGCUGAUCGAAGACCUGCGGAAGCAGCUGGAGCAUCUUCAGCUCUACAAGCUGGAGGCCGAGGCCAAGCGAGGCCGAACCCCCGGCGCCGGGCUGCAGGAGUACCAGACCCGGACCCGGGAGGCCGAGCUGGAGCAGGAGAUCAAACGACUCAAACAGGACAACCGAACUCUGAAAGAGCAGAACGACGAGUUGAACGGACAGAUCAUCAACCUGAGCAUCCAGGGAGCCAAGAACCUGAUGUCGGCCUCCUUCUCAGACUCCCUGGCAGCCGAGAUCAGCUCCGUGUCUCGGGCUGAACUAAUGGAGGCCGUUCACAAACAGGAGGAGAUCAACUACCGACUCCAGGAUUACAUCGAUAAGAUCAUCGUGGCCAUCAUGGAGUCCAACCCCUCCAUCCUGGAGGUCAAAUAGGCCUCAGGCUCCACAGGCUGUGAACUUAUUUAUAACAAACACCUGGCACCAGGAAAACGAGGGAGAGGAUGUAAAAAUUUAUUUAUUGGACCUUCUUACAACACUCAAGUCUCCAGACUGGCUUAGAAAAGAAUGACGAUAAAUUUCUACAAAGUCCAAGGCUGUCAGGAAAAAAUAAGCUUGUUUUUGUUUCUUUUCGGUUUGUGUGAAUGUGUGCGUUAGCCUCCCGAGCGCCGUUGGGUUCUGGUGACGUCCAUGUAUUUGGCUGGAGGAACCCGAGCCCCCUGGUGGCUGAAUGUGGAAAUGCAAGUGUAGAUUAGCUCCUCCUUUAUUCCAAUCAGCUUCUAAUCGACCUAAAACCGACCCGCUAGUUCUACCAAAACGCCUUAAAGGAAGGUUGAUCAAAGUAUUUCAUUCUGCUGAGCGCACCAUAAGCGACUCGGUCCGACCCGAGGAAACCCGACCCAGGCUGAGUCGUGUUUUCACGAUCCGCAUGAAGCGCAGGUCAGGGGUCAACGACGGUUCGUCUCUUAAACUCAACCCGAUGAGGGAGGUUUCUCCUGAUCAGAAACUCCAACAGGGUUUCGUUGUGUGUGUGUGUGUGUGUGUGUGUGUGUGUGUGUGUGUGUGUGUGUGUGAGACGUUCCCUUGCUUUUUCUGUUUGUGUGAACCAAAAUGGCGACACUAAAUGCGGUAAAAAGCAUAAAACAAUCAUUCCUGUAGGGGAGAAAACUAACAAGAUGAAAGAAGUGAUUUAUUGUUUGGUUUAUGUUUACAAUGAAACAGGGUCCUGGACGUCAGGCGGGCUGGAACAGCACUACACACAUUUAAAGGGCCAGCUGGGGAAAAUGAGCUCUUCUCACCUACAGUAAACGUCUCUGUCUGCGGCGGUUCAGGAUUAAUCCAGAGAACUCGGCCCCACAAACUAAUGCCAAUGAGUUAGCCAUUAGCCGUAAACCUCCAAAAACACCAGUUUGGUUUAGGUGAAUCUUAUUAACCUUUAAACAGUAAUUUACAGAGAGAUCAUUGGAGGCGGUGCGCCACUAAAAGUCUUCCUGUGUGAAACGCCUACAAAGAAUGAAAAAACUGAAGCAUUUAUAGUCGGGACCGUAGUUUGUUUUUGUUUUUUAAAGCAAUGCAAGAAGCUAAACAUUUAUAUAAAUUGAUUUGUUUGUGUGUCUGGUACUUGUUAUGAUGAGUGUUUCACACAGGAAGAUUAUUGGAGGCACACCAACUCUUUAGUUCCCCAUCUAAAAACUCAGCAGUUUUUGUUUAAAAAGAAAAAGACAGCUUGACUCACACAGUGUAACAGUUAGCUUGAGGCUGGAGCUAGCUCUGGAUUUACUCUGAUUUAGGACUCCAAGUGAGCAUGACACUGUAGGGUAAGAUAUUGACGGCUCACAGCCCUUCAACAGAACCUCAGUUCAGUAAUUCUGCGCUGUCCCUUUAAGUGAAUCCCGACCAACCCAGUUUCCCAGUACAGCCCGCCUGAUCCCAGCGUCGUCUUGCUGAGUGAAGCAGGAAAGUUCAACGUGUUUUUACUGCAACUAUAAAAUGCCGGCAUUUUGACAAGUUGUAUGUGAAGAAUUUAGCGGUUGUGUUUUGCACUAUGAUUUGUUUUUGUUUUUGGAAGUAGGAUGAAAUGCUAUGAAAUGAUUAUUUGUAGGAAUCUGUUGAGGGAAAAGUAUCACACUACGACGCCAUGUUGAGUCGAACAUAUCCGAUGAUUCUGCAGAGUUUCUUUAAAUGCAACUGUGAGCAUCAAGCUUGGAGACUUCAGACAUUUUUGUAGCAAUAAUGCAGGAUAAGAAGUUAAUGGAGGGCAGUUCUUCUUUUCUUCUGCUGGGUGAAGACAUCAUGCACCAUGAACUGAUCCUGGACUCUUAAAGCCGACCUGGAUGUGGAUUUAUAUCAUGACCUUUGACACCAGUACGUCUGAUUUCCUCGUUUUUUCACUCUGUUCGCCUCUUUCUCAAUUCUCUUCACUCGCCACUCCAUGAAGGAAAAGACAAAAAAAACAAACAACAACAAUGGCCUUGGAUGUAAAUGUCUUGUAAAGUUUUUUUCUACACUCAUUCUAGAUUCUAGGUAUUUUUCUAGUGGCAGCAGAGGAAGGGAAGGUCGCCUGUGCUCUGUAGCAUGUAGCGUGUACAGUUCCUGUCGGGGUUCUUCGUCUCACGCCGGUAUUUAUUCAACGGCUCACACUGACCUGUUCUGCUGAAACAAAUAUGUUUGUGCUUUAUUGAAUUCACAUUUAUUGACACUGAUCAACGCGGCGGGAGAGUUUAUUAGCGAGGUAAGAGUUAGCUAAGCUGCACAAGAUGGCCGCCUGAGGUCGGCGCGCUCUUCCGUGAAAAGGCGAAGUUUUUCCUGUUGUCUUCCCGGAGGGAGUCGGGUCCUGCAUGGAUGCACAGAGUUCUUGUUGUACAUCUCUGAUCACUAAGAUGACAUUUUAAAACCUCCUGGCUUUCACAAGGGUGAAAAAAGGUUUAAAGUUUAAUAAUUUCUGAUUUCUUUAAGUGAAAAUACGACGUAGAUGCAUCUAGGUGUUUUAUUAUGCCUGUAUUUUUUUAAUUUUGUAGAUUAGAUUUGCACUUUGACCUGAUCCAUCGUCUUAUUUCCUGGUUUUAAAAUGACCAAAGACUGAUUCUGUUCUGAAUUUUUCUGAAAGAAACUGACCUGGUAGCAGAGCCGGUCCAAAAGAAUCUACGGCCUUUGACAGAACUUGAUUUUGGGCCCCCAAACUACCAUCACAGCUAAACAAUAUAUAUAAAUUAAAGCAGUUUUUUCUAAGAUGUUAGCCUAUAAAACCAAAAAUUUACUCUGUUUUCUCGUCUGUCGCCUCUAAGGCGCCAAGUUGCUGCUCAGUUUGCUUCUACCUUGGUCUGGCUCUGCCUGUAGUCUAAACACUGUCUCUCUCUCUCUAAACCUGAAGAUGAGCCCUGGAUAAAGUCAGUUGGUUUUAAAUUAUGCGAUAUACAUCGGAGCUGUAAAUAUAAACGUUUUUGCAGACUUCUUUCCGGUUUCCUUCAAAUGCAUCUGAAGCUUUGCAAAAGGCGUCUCCAUCAGAGUCGUGCUCAGCUUGUGUGACGGAGAAGGACGGGAAGCAAAUACUGUAGAAAAGAGAAUCUGUAAGAAGUAAAUUUAUUCCUAUUUUCAAAGAUAAAUGUAUAAAUUAAUGUAUAAAUUAUAACAGUAUUGGGUACAGCUGUAUAAUAUUUUUGGAGCUCCUACAAAUGAUUUACUCCUAAUUGUUACGGGGGAAAUAUGUCAUUUAUUGUAAGAAGAGAAUUUAAAGGUAAAAAGUGGAAGUAAGAAUAGAAUAAAUAAAUGGAAUAAAAGAAA
Molecule: messenger RNA, 6867 nt
Organism: Gambusia affinis (western mosquitofish)
Lineage: Eukaryota; Metazoa; Chordata; Actinopteri; Cyprinodontiformes; Poeciliidae
Gene: rab11fip3
Product: RAB11 family interacting protein 3 (class II)
Exons: 13
Coding region: 877-3522 (881 amino acids)
Biological process (GO): regulation of cytokinesis; endocytic recycling
Cellular component (GO): midbody; endocytic vesicle; recycling endosome membrane
Molecular function (GO): calcium ion binding
Source: RefSeq, a predicted model, not a curated record